GAUAUCUUAUAACUACAACUUCAUGUGUCGUUCUUCGUACAUGUGCAGUAUUGUGUGGAUUUAGCACAGUUGCUUAUUUUCUGAUUGUCAGAAAUAACUAUCAAAUAUAUUCGUAUAGGAGUAUUGUUUAACUGCGCACGUCAUCUAUGUUACUCUAUAGUUUAAGUUCAGUUUAAACCAAGCUAACAAUUAGCCAUGCAGCACGACGAUGUAUUAUGGGACCUUAUUGGUAACAAACAGCAAUGUUCAUACAAAAUAAAAGCGCGAACAUCAAAAACACAAAGGUUUUGCAAAAAUGAAAACAAUGUAACAGGACUGUGCAACAGAAACUCAUGUCCUCUUGCCAACAGUCAAUACGCAACAAUACGUGAAGAAAAGGGUAUUUGCUAUUUAUACAUGAAGACUAUUGAGCGUGCUGCUUUUCCUGCAAAGCUGUGGGAAAAAGUAAAGCUCUCUCGGAAUUAUGAAAAAGCUUUACAACAAAUUGAUGAGCAUCUGAUAUACUGGCCUUACUUUUUAAGACACAAAUGCAAGCAGCGAUAUACUAAAAUAUUUCAAUAUCUAAUUCGGAUACGAAAAUUAUCCAUGAAAAGACAGAAAAAGUUAGUUCCUAUAAACAAGAAAGUUGAUAGAAGAGAAGCCAAGAGAGAACAAAAAGCAUUGAUCGCUGCUCAACUGGAUACCGCAAUUGAAAAGGAGUUGCUUGGAAGGUUAAAGCAGGGAACCUAUGGAGAUAUUUAUAAUUUCCCAGCAACUGCUUUUGACCGAGCAAUGGAACAAGAAGAAAUUGAGAGCGAGAGUGAAACUGAAUCUGUAAAUGAGCAAGAUUCUGAGGUAUGUUGGCCCUUGUUGGAAAUAUUAUAUAUUUUGCCUGCCUGUAACCUAGAGGUAAUGGGUUCAAGGCUCGACGCUGCUACCAUUGUGGGCGUAUGUGUCCUUAAGCAAGACACUGUGGAGGAAGGCUCAUCUGGAGAAGAAGAAGAAGAAGAAGAAGAAAUAGUGCCUGUCAAACGAAAACGAGCUAAAGUUCAAAUUGAAUAUGAAUUAGAACACAAUACUACAGAGAGAGAAAAAAUAAAAAAUACAUUUUAAUAUUUA
Ciona intestinalis (vase tunicate) is the source of this 1098-nucleotide messenger RNA. Lineage: Eukaryota; Metazoa; Chordata; Ascidiacea; Phlebobranchia; Cionidae. The record is from RefSeq and is a predicted model, not a curated record.